Batrachochytrium dendrobatidis JAM81 is the source of this 1944-nucleotide messenger RNA. RefSeq lists its product as uncharacterized. NCBI's taxonomy places the organism in Eukaryota, Fungi, Chytridiomycota, Chytridiomycetes, Rhizophydiales. The record is from RefSeq and is a predicted model, not a curated record. The transcript is spliced from 5 exons. Gene Ontology annotation, molecular function: long-chain fatty acid transmembrane transporter activity; long-chain fatty acid-CoA ligase activity. The coding region runs from base 1 to 1944 and encodes 647 amino acids.
AUGGCAUCAUCCACUACUACGCUGUCUACAGAAGAGUAUGAGCAGCAAUAUUAUGAUACACAAGCAGCUAAACAGCAGUUGAUAGAUGCACUCGCCACAGCUGGAGCUGCUCAUAAUGCUGCAUCCAUGUUUGAGUAUGCUGUUGACAAGCAUCAAGACUUGUUGUGUGUAUGUAGUGUAGAUCAUCCUCGGCAAUAUACAUUCAAUCAGUUGGAACAGGAAGCCAACCGAAUUGCUCACUGGGGACAAAGCAUCGGACUCGAACAGCUUCAAACCAUUGCUUUAAUGAUGGAGAAUAGACCAGAGUUUCUAGCAUUUACAAUGGGAUUGGCCAAGAUCGGUGUAACAGUUGCAUUGAUUAAUACAAAUUUGACAUCUUCGCUGUUGAGGCAUGCAAUUAAUGUAUCUAAAGCGCAUGUGUUGAUUAUAUCCCCAUCAAAACUGGGCAGUUGGAAAGAACUGUUUACACCAUUAAAAAGUCAAGAUCGAUUGCCGACAUUGGUGGAUUCUGCCAAUCCGCUUGAACACCUAAAUCGUGUAUACUGUUAUACAACUGAGCAUGAUCACAAUGUUCCAGAUGUCGAGUCAUGGAGCACAUCACAUAUCAUGCAUUCAUUGCUAUCGCACCAACACCUCUCUGGUUUCAGCAACAUCCGACCUGAUGCAUCCAAAACUCGCAAUACAGUGACAGAUCGCACACCGUUAUAUUAUAUAUACACGUCGGGAACAACAGGAAACUCCAAAGCAGCCAAGUUUUCGCAUAAGCGGUUUGUUGGGGCUGCUGUAACUUGGGCAUCCGCGAGCAAACUUGAAUGUGGAGAAAAGUAUUAUAUUGCUUUGCCAUUGUACCACGGAAAUGCAGGUGUAGUGGCUGUUGCUCCGUGCUAUUUGGUUGGCAAUCCCAUGGUUUUGAGGGAAAAGUUUUCUGUUCGCAAUUUUUUUGUGGAUAUUCGUCAGCACAAUUGCUUUGCUACCAUUUACAUUGGUGAGCUGUGGAGGUACUUGUUGACAUUGGCUGUGACUCCAGAUGAGCAAGUUCCAACCACGUUUUCUCCAUUAAAAGUGGCAAUUGGAAAUGGUCUAAGCGCAGAUAUCUGGACAAAAAUCCAAGCAAGAUUUGGCAUCCAGUAUAUUGUUGAACACUAUGGAUCCACUGAAAUGCCUGGCGAUGCCAUCCUCAACUAUAUGGGCAAAAAAGGAUCGUGUGGAUUUGUUCCACGUAGCGAGUCUCUAGCAAAAUCGCACACAGGUACAGGCGGGGUAAUUGUUUCAUAUGAUGUGGAAGCAGACUGCAUCGUUCGUUGUGAGCAAGACGGCGAUCGAUGUGUUAUGUGCAAGCCAGGUCAAAUUGGUGAAAUGAUUAUGCGCCUUGUGGAUGGGGUGUAUGACGGGUAUGCUGGGGAUGGCGAGACUAGCAAGAAGCUUUACCGUAGUGUGUUUGAAAAGGAUGAUACAUGGUGGCGAUCUGGAGAUCUUUUGAAAAUGGACGAGCAAGGUUUUUUUUAUUUUGUCGAUCGGACUGGAGAUUCAUUUAGAUGGAAAGGGGAAAAUGUUAGUACACUUGAUGUACAAAAGGUUGUUGGUGCAUUCUGUGGCAUAGAUGAAGCCAAUGUGUAUGGUAUAAAAAUACCCUAUGCGGAUGGGCGAGCAGGAAUGGCAUCCAUUGUGCUUUCACCAGAUCUAAAGCCCACUGAUUUUCCGUUUGCAGCAUUUACUGAGCAUCUUGAGCAGCAUCUUCCUGUAUAUGCUCGUCCAUUGUUUAUUCGGCUCACAAGCAAUGCACACACAGUGACCAGCACGCUCAAAUUUGUAAAAUUUGUCUAUGUACAAGAGGGAUAUCGAUGCAAUAGCAAUGAUACUGUCUAUAUGUACCGCGCUGCCAAAAAAUCUUGGCAACAUGUCGAUAAAUCUGUUGCUGAUGAAAUUGAUGCACAUGGUAUUUAG